GGAAGAGGUGGAGAGGAGAGGGGGAAGAAAGAAGACAGAGGAGAGGAUCGGGUGAGACAAGGUGGUGAGGAGGAAAAGGGGAGCAGAGGGGCGCUUGGACCGAAGACAACAAAAAAAGCUCGCGGAGGAUGAGCAGGUCUAUUUAAAGAGGUCUGCACGGGUCUGCUGUCUUGCUGUCCUGAUUGACAGCAUCAUCUGAUUCGAACUUGGACCAAACGUCUGUCUCCCCUUUUUCUCUCAGUGCUCAUUGCAAGGCUGCAUGUAUCACUCCGCAGAGCUGUACUCUGGCCGUAAUACAUGGGACUCCUAUCCAGCUGGAGGACCUAACAGAGGACAAUGGGCUCCAGUAAACAUUCGUCCCUGGAGCCACACAGAAAGAUGCCAUGGAGGGCGCAAUCAAUCACAUAAUCAACCUCCAAGUCGUCUUUAUAAUAGGGGGGAGAGAACAGUCAACCAUGUCCAGGACAAGGUUGCCUCAAAAUGGCACCGACAGCCUCUACGUCUCUGGGAUGGAAAAGAGCCGUCGUUUGAGGCCCAGAACUGGCAUCACAGCUCCACACGCCCAUUCCACAACAGAGCUGGCACCAACAACGGUUAUCUAACAGGACCAGGAGAGCGCUACACAAACUGGGACAACAAUGCCAGCAACUCUGUGUAUGGGGGGCCUCGUAUGCAUCGCAACAACAGAGAACUCCAGUCCCCACCAGAGAGAUGGGCCCCCUCAGACUGCAGCAGGAGCUUCCCUGGCAGAAUUAUAAACAACAGACCAGGACCAAUGAAACGGCCAGCCCUCCACCAGCGGCGAGACCAACUGCACCAGCACAGUCCACCUCCACAGCACCCUCUGUCCCCUAGGGACGGAUUUCCAGCCAAGAGGAGACGGGACUCUGGCCCUGAUCAGUCAUCUCAUCCUGGAUCAAGGCAUCUGUCCUCUCUUGCCCAUGCUCCAUCACCACCUCGCCACCACCGCUGCAACCAAGACGUCUGGAAGCCUCCUAAUGAAAAGGCGGGUCAUUGCCACCACAAUGACCACAGGACCUCAACAACACAGCAACAGGAAACCUCUAAACUGCGAGCUGGAGGACAUGGCUUAAGUAACACUCACCUAGCGGCUCUGAACCAGAGCUGUGGCAGCAGACCACCACACCACGGAAGCAGGGGGAAGGUCGAACGGAAAAUCUCGUCAUCACCAGCAGACCACACCCGUGUGCCUUACGGCCACCAAAACCAUCAUUACUACUAUCAACGGCACACAGGCCACCCGAGAACUCCACCGCACAACAUGCCGCUACACCCUUUUGAGGAAAAGGCCUCACGGAGCCAUCACCACAAACAAAGCACAGAACCUCAGCGCACUCAUCAAAGGGGAAAUUCAAGGGAUCCAGCCCUCUCCAAGUCUUCUGGUGCAGACUCUCCUCCCUAUUUGUCCCUCCACUGCAGCCCUAAAGAUGGUGGUUCUUCUGCCAGCAGUCCACAUGCUUCUUCCAGUCCCUCUUCAUACGCAGUAACCAGUGGCAGAAAAGAUCCAUCAAUCAUUCAUCAGUGUAUCCCUGGCCUCAGUGGACAGCAGAAACUCCAGGGUAGCCCUAAUCACACCCUGAGACCUAGCCUGACAUCUACCAUGUCCCUCACAGCUCACACUGGUCCAAAAUCCAGGUUUUCUGAUGGUAAAUAUAGAAAGACAUUGCAGCCCCUUUGCUCAAGACAGAACCCCCACAGCAGAUCAAGAGCAAUCAAGCCGGAAAAGGAGUUGGACGAACACAAAAAAACAGAGAAGCUGAUUAAAAAGGAGAGGAAGGGUGAAGUUCAAAAGACCAAUAGAAUGGGUGAAGAGAGGAAGAGGCAUAAGAAGAAAGAGGAAAAAAGGUUGGCCGAGAGAAAAAGAAAGAGGGAUAAAUCAGCAAGGAGGGAAAGAAAGUUAGGCUUGAAAACUAAGGUCACAGAAAACAAAUUGUUUACCUCCAUCUCUAUUUCUAACUCUUCAGGAGAGGCCAAAAUCAGUAAAUUGGAGACCUCUACCCUGUCCCCAGAGAAUCAAGGCCAGUUACCACCCAAACACAAGCACAGGGAGAGGAAGGAACGAGCAGAGAGGAUGCACAGGCCAUCCACAAAUACCCCUCAUCCCAGCUGCACUUCACCGCAGCCAACCUCAAAAUGUGAAAAUCACAAAAUGCCCAAGAAGAACAGCAUUCCCCCAAAACUCUCUGUCAAGGAACAAAUAAAGCGGUCCCUUCCCAGGAAAACAUGCCCCAACCAGACCAGAAGGAGGCCCACUGCCGUCUCAUCACGAUCAGAAGGGCGACCAAAAGCAAAGCCUGAUGACACACUCCCCUCCCUUUUGUUUAAAGCCUUAGCACCUCUCAGUACCGCAUGUUCUAUCAGCUUAGAGCAGCCCAUCCAUGGCAAAGGAGGUGGGAAGGGAGGGGUUCUCAGCGCUCCAGACCUACAGCCUGUGGGAAAUGUGAGGGAAAUGGAAGACAACCUUGCCAAUACUCCUCCUGUUCUCAGCUGGCAGGGCUCUCCAGUAUCAACUCUGGGAGAAGAUGAAGAGGAGCUAGAAAAGGGAGUGUUGAGCAGACCUGUCCUCCAGCCCAGCCCCACCCAGUGCUUCUCUCCUCCUCCUGUCGACAGUGAGACCACCGAUGAUAUGAAUAAGGAGCCUUGUGAAAGUGCGCUGGCUGAUUAUUCCCACGAUGGCAUGUCUGAACUCAGCGAUCUACCUUGUGUAAUCGAACAAGUUUCUGAAGACGAAAAGGAAGAAGAGUCGGACGGUAGCAAAGAAACUUCUGUCUCUCUUCUCCGUGAGCUUCGCCACCAUAAAACAGGUUUGGAUGAUGUCUUCAAGAGCCUCGCCAGCUUUCUCGGAGGCCAGCGGGUCACAUGUCGAGGCGGUCCAUUCGGGGGGCCUCCUGCAGGCUCCACCAGGGGGGUGAAGUACUCAUCUUCUCUUGAAUUGGGGCCUGAGAUUCACGAGCAUCAGGAUUUCUCCCCCAAAUCAGAACUUACAGCAUCCUCCAAAUGCAGUAAUCAGUCACCAACUCACUCUACCUCCAAGUUUUUGAGAACCCACAGUCCGACACAUCAGGGGGAGCCUGUUGCGGAUGCCCUGGUGCAGGAGAAGCAGGAAGAAAUCAAGACCAACAUUAAGGAGAGCCAAGAGAGUAAGGAUAUGGAGAUCUUUUCUGAGAGAAACGAGUCAUCUCUUUUGGAUAGGCCACUGAGUGCAGAGCUGAGACUUACCACAACACACACAGCUUCCUUCACCAGCCGCAUUACUCUCUCUACAAAGGAAGAGAGAGGACACAGUGAAGAGACAGGACGCAUAGGUACUGACAGAAAGAGAAAACAAAAGGUUAAUGAUGGGGGGAGUGAGGGAGAGAUCAAGAUUAAGAUAAAGACGGAAGAAAGCAGCGUCAUCUGUUCUAAAAACAAAGCAAAUGAAAUACGGGAUUUGGAAGAGAAGGAUGUUUCCUCCUCAGUACUCGUCAUCUCCAGAAAGUCACCCAAACCUCUCAAAGAUAGUACGAAGGGACAGAUUCCUGUGGAAAAUCAAACCCCACCUGGCCAUCACAUCCAUAAAGAAAAUGUGGACACGGGGAACACCGAUGUAAAAAUCAAAACUGAGAAGAAGGAAGAGUUGGACAAUAAGAUAUCCUCAGCAACCGUAAACACAUUUACCAAAACCUCAAGCUCAGCGUCAACUGUAACAAUCAAUACAUCAAAAUUAUGUGUGACAACACCAGCAAGUAAACCUCUCUGCUCAGUAGCUCCAGUUGACCCGUUGAAACUGAAAGCAUUGUCCAUGGGCUUGUCUAAGGAGUUAAGGAUCCUCUUGAUUAAGGUGGAGAGUGCCGGAAGACAAACAUUCAAUGUAUCGGAGGUGGAGGAGCAAAGAAUCCCACUUUCUAAGAUCAGCAUCGAGAAUACGGGCUCUGAAGUGGUCAGAGCUUGCAAGGGGACGAGGGUGAAGGGGAAGUUCAAGGAGUCUUUCCUGCUUCCUACUUUCUCUGUGAAACCUAACAUUGCCACCAACACCCCUAUUCCUCGAGAAAAGCUUAACCCUCCUACACCAAGCAUCUACUUGGAGAGCAAGAGGGACGCCUUCUCACCAGUUCUGCUUCAGUUCUGCACUGAUCCCAAAAAUGCGGUUACUGUCAUCAGAGGCCUUGCUGGCUCCCUCCGCCUUAACCUUGGUCUGUUCUCCACUAAAUCUUUGGUGGAAGCCAAUGCAGAGCAUGCGGUGGAAGUGAGGACUCAGGUCCAGCAGCCCGCUGAUGAGAACUGGGAUUCAAGUGGUUCUUUGCAGACAUGGCCCUGCGAGAGCAGCCGCUCACACACCACCAUUGCCAAAUAUGCUCAGUACCAGGCCUCGAGCUUCCAGGAGAGCCUGCAGGAGGAGAAGGAGAGCGAGAAUGAAGAGGAAGGAGAGGAGACCAAGUCUUCAGAUACAACAGCCGCUACAAAAGCUGCUCUGACAUUAGACAACAUCAAAGGCAGUCCUGCCUCAUCUACCAUUAAAGCCAACUCUGCUACUUUCUUCAGCAAAGCCCAACCUGAUCUCUCAAACAGCACAAACGGCUCAGAGCAGAAAACGGCCGGAAAGAUCAUUAAAUUUGGGACAAAUAUUGACCUCUCUGACCCUAAAAGGUGGAAGCCUCAGCUGCAGGAGCUGUUGAAGCUGCCAGCUUUCAUGCGCGUGGAAUCCAGCAACAACAUGCUCAGUCACGUCGGUCACACCAUCCUGGGCAUGAACACCGUCCAGCUCUACAUGAAGGUGCCAGGCAGCCGCACGCCAGGUCAUCAAGAGAACAACAAUUUCUGCUCUGUCAACAUCAAUAUUGGGCCUGGUGACUGUGAGUGGUUCGCUGUCCAUGAGCACUACUGGGACGCUAUCAACAAAUUCUGUGAGAAGCACGGUGUAGACUACCUAACCGGGUCCUGGUGGCCAGUCCUGGAAGACCUCUACAGCUCCAACAUUCCGGUGUACCGCUUCAUCCAGAGACCUGGAGACCUGGUGUGGAUCAAUGCAGGGACUGUGCACUGGGUCCAGGCGGUGGGCUGGUGCAACAACAUCGCCUGGAAUGUGGGACCACUCAACUCUUACCAAUAUCAACUCGCCCUGGAGCGCUAUGAGUGGAACGAGGUGAAGAAUGUUAAGUCAAUCGUUCCCAUGAUCCAUGUUUCCUGGAAUGUAGCACGCACCAUCAAGAUCACCGACCGGGAUACCCACAAGAUGAUCAAACACUGCCUGAUGCAGUCCAUCAAACAUAUCCAGAUUCUGAGAGAGAAGCUGGUGGCUGCAGGGAAGAAGAUCUCUUACCAGAGUCGUGUGAAGGACGAGCCAGCCUACUACUGCAACGAGUGUGACGUGGAGGUGUUUGAUCUCCUGCUUGUGACCAGUGAGAACAGCAGUAAGAAGAGCUACGUGGUGCACUGUGAGGACUGUGCCCAAGCUAAGAGCCCAUCGCUGGCUGGAGUAGUGGUGCUGGAACAGUAUCGGAUGGAGGAGCUGACGAGAACCUACGACACCUUCAUGCUGGCCCCAUCACCCUUAUCAAAGUGAGGACUCCUUCCUGGUGUCUUUCAGCCAUAACCAAAACUCUAAUGGCAGCACAAACGUUGUCUCCAAGGCAAUCUAUUCCUGCAAACACUCUUUGAAUCAGCCAAUCACGUUUACUCAGUAUUGUUUACAUCACACAAUAAGGUAUGGAUACUCAGCCAAUCCAACUAUAGCUCACUGUCUUCCCCAUACCAGCUGCUGAUUGGACGUGUGUUUUGAAAUAGAAUGACUAGACUGGUACUUUUCAUGAAAAGCAUUUCAGAUAUGUACAAAAAAAAAAAUGUGAGCACUGUUAGCACUGAAAAUCAGGUUCUAUGUUCAACGGACACUGCUGUGAUUCAAAAGCGUCAAGUAGCCGGUUCUGUGUUUAAAUUCAGGUACUUUUAUGCAAAUUCUGUAGGACUUUUUUAUACCAAUCUAGUUAUUCUAUAUGUCCAUGAAUUUGCUGUGAUUCUGUUGUACCAGCAGGGGAAUCGCUUCACAGGAGAAGUAGCUGAUUGUCACAUUUGGCAUCUUAUUGGUUCCUCUUGAUUUUUCUUUGGUAUUCAGGUAAACUCUGACAUUUGUAAUUCCUGUCUGUAUACACUUUGAGGUGCUAUUCCAAUCUACUUUAUUCCCGUUAGAUACUUACAAAGUUUUACCAGCCUAUUAGUACACCACAUUGGCCUUGCAAACUGUAUUUAUAGGAGAGGUAAUUAGAGGAUUCAACACACAAAUAAUGACUCAAAAACUUUUAGCAGUUUCUCUAAAAUACGGGUUUACUAGAGGACUAAAAUGGUUUCAUUCAUAGUAGGAAAUCAAGUAUGUAAAUGGGAAAGAGGAUUUUUUUGUUUGUUUUUUUUCCAGAUGAAUUAGUGUGGUUUCUAUGAUACAGCCGGAAAACAGACAGUGUCUUUUUUAUUUUUGGAAUGGAAAAACAAUACCAGUUUUAUACCUCUUUUGUUGCUAUGUUACUUGUCUCUAGAUGACAGAGAAAAUAAGUAAUUGUAAAUUGAAUGAAUUUAUGGGAUACACAGUGGUGUGCAUAGAUGGGGAACAAAGGGGGAUGGGGACUUGGGGGGGAGAUAUGUCCAAAGAGACAAACAAUCAUAAACUUAUAAUGCAAAAAGCCAAUGAGGCCAAAUAUAUGACCAGACUGAACGGCAACUCAGUGCUUUUAUUUUGCCCCAAACAUCCAUCCUGAUGAGGCUCCAUGCACUGCCAGGGUGCUUAAUACACUGUAUUUCCAGUUGAACAUGUUGAAGAGCACAUUACUUGAGAAGUAACGAGAGGCCCAGUCGUUGUUUUUAUUCUUUUCCCACCAACAUUUAGACAGCCCUUCGAAAUAAAAGGUCUAAUUUUGUUGAGACAACAUAGUCUAAGCUUUGGCAUUACAUUUUUUAUGUUAUAUUGCAAGGGUGAGGUACAACUAAAAGGUUUGCUUCCACGGGAUUGUACACUCGUACAAUGUUUUGGUGGCCCAAGUUCAAUCAUUUUAAUAGAGAUUUAUCAUUACUACUAAAAAUAUAAUGAAAUCCCCACAUACAGUAUGGCAACUUUUACAUUUUAGCCCUGCCCUCAUCAGUCUGUGCACACCAUUUACUGUACAUAAUGUUACUGUUUUCAGGUUCACCAGAAGAGUUUUGCUCUCAUUCAAAUAUUUAAUUUGUAUAUGGUCAAAUAUGUCCACCUCAGUCAUCUGUUUUUGUUGUUGCUAUUAUAAUACACCCUACAAAUAUCAUGUUUCACUCUAGUUUAAAUUACUGCAAUGGGAAUUUCUUUCCCACUUUUAUACCUCUUUUUGUUGUCAGUUUCUGUAUUUUGGAUUACAGAGAAAAUGGAAAAUUGUAAAUUGUGACAUUAUUUAUACUGUACAUUGUGGUUUUCUUACAUAUUUAUUGCAUAUCAAAGGUUAAUUCACUUGAUAGGGGCUACAAGGUAUUUCAGAAAUGUAGUAUGGUCAUAAUGUGUGGAUAGGGGAAGUGCAAUCAGGGGGCGGUGUAAUUUUCAUGGUGCUAGACCCCUCCUUGCCUCAUUGCCCCCUCAUUAAACAGCAUACAUAAGUCAUUGAAACAACUCAAACCAACCGGUUGGUGCUUAGAACCAUUUCAACACAGUUUGGUGGUGACAUAAAUGGAAUGAUGUCUUUGUACUGUAUCUAACAGAUGAAUACAAAAUCUUUUAAAAUGUUUUGUCCAUUUUAUGAAAUUCAUAAUCUUGUGAGACAGUAGUGGUUUUACGAUGAGCAUUAGUAGUAGUUGUAAUUCUUAACACUUUUGCAGAGACUUUUAGGGAUGUGACUUUUAAUGACGUUGAGGUUUUGUUUUUUGUGUCUUGUCCUCAUUAUUAGUAUUAUUUGAAAGAUGUAAUAAUGCUCUUUUUCCUCUUGACUUGUUUGAUUUAUGCUGCACUUAUUGUUUUAAAAAAAAAAGAACUGACAUAGAAGAAAACCUGAGCCAGACCUGUCUUAAAUCCCUCUGUGAUUUU
Messenger RNA from Anoplopoma fimbria (sablefish), 8026 nucleotides. Its product is annotated as lysine-specific demethylase 6B-like. Gene Ontology annotation, molecular function: chromatin DNA binding; histone H3K27me2/H3K27me3 demethylase activity; RNA polymerase II cis-regulatory region sequence-specific DNA binding. Gene Ontology annotation, cellular component: MLL3/4 complex. Gene Ontology annotation, biological process: regulation of gene expression; heart development. The transcript is spliced from 21 exons. Lineage: Eukaryota; Metazoa; Chordata; Actinopteri; Perciformes; Anoplopomatidae. Bases 260 to 5563 code for a protein of 1767 amino acids. The record is from RefSeq and is a predicted model, not a curated record.